ACCGCCUCCUUCGCCGCCCGGUAAAUUUAGCCUGUAGAUUUCAUUGACCUAAAUCCUUCAUUUCAAUGGGGUUUCAUAGACUCCGAAGCUAAAGCUAAACCUGUAUCCCCAAAAUAGUCAGACUUAUAAUUAAUAGACCUCUACCUUCACACAUGGCUGAGCCACCAAACGAACACCACAUCAAGCGCUUCAAGUUCCUCUGGCGAGUCCUCAUGAUCUCCAAUCUUGCUCUCGGAGGUUACAUGUUUAUUGGGGCUAAGAAGAGAGACACGAGAUCUGUGAAUAAGAAGAAAGCUAAGGUUAUAAGCAUAAAAAAGCCGAAAGCUGUAGUUGAAGAAGUGCCCUCUUCUCCUCCAGCUCCUUCUCCCACGACUGCUACAACUUCUGAGACAUGGGAUUUGUGAGGGGGCAUCUCCAUAUCCCUGAAGACUAGCAACACGAAUUUUCAAGUGGAAACUGGAGAGUUUACCUUAGUAAAAUAUUAAGGAUCUUGGAGAGAAGAAACGAUGGAAGAAAAUAUCAAGCUAUAAUCAUUUUUUCCUGUGCAGAACCUACACCGACUUUUUACUUGAUGUUUCUCUUUACUAUUCUACACAGAGAUGUCGUUUAAAAGUACAAAUCAUAGAACUAAGAUUUUUUUUUCUGGGAGAUGGAUAGUGACUAGGUUAAUCUUCAGUGUCCUUGUAGUUUGUUAGUUUUGACUUCAGGAAAUAUUUGCAGCAGACCAACAUGUGGAUUAAAGCCUUGUUUUAAUUCCUUUACACAAAAUCUUAUGUUCUUUUUGUGUAAUGAUUGCAUAGCAUGGAAUGAGGAAUUGGAGUUGAAAAUCACAGAUUCUGGCAUCAGCUCCUUUGUGACCAUCUUCAAACUUUACUGUUGUCACAGAGAUCUAUUUAGUGUGAUCAGCAUAGUCACUUUUUUUCAGUUCUUACUCAAAUGAAUAACUCACCUCACAAAUCACAUACUAGUUGUUAGUUGGGACAAGAAAUUUGAAGGCAGUUAGAGCCCAGACAGGAUAAACUUUUUGUCAUUUUGCCCUUUGAGCAGCUUGAGUUGGAGAAUUUAAUAGAAGACCCUACCUCUGUAGCGGUCGUACUCCCUCCUGCAACUACAUCCACAAUUUGCAUCCAAUCCCAUCUCCCUCUUGUAGACUUGAACCAUUCAUCCGAUAUUACAAGUUUGCAGACUGACCCUGCUAGUUUCAAACGGUAAACUUCCAUUGCAAAUAUUGCCUGCAAUGCCAGGAAGCGUCUUAGUUUCAGUUCUUGAAUUCAUGGACCUUCCAUCUUCAUCAUCAUCUUCUUCAAUAUCAAUAAAGGUUUCUUUGGGGCCAAGAUCAGAGUACCAAAUUUGGGAGAGUAGAGACUUGUCCUUCCCAUUGACGACUCUUCGGGACAACAUGCUUAUUAUUCUUCAAGAUUCUGAAGGGAAUCAGAUAUUAGAAACAGGUAUUGAGACCAGGUCCAUAGUUGAAAAGGGUCUUUGGGAUGACUUCUUCCCCCUCAAAGGAGGUGGGUUUUUGCAUAUGAAGUUACAAUUUGUACUCAGUGAAGAAGAACGCAAUCAAAUCCGUAUGAUGCGAGAAUCUGCAGUAAAAAAGAAGCAUGGAGAGUUCAUUCAUAGCAGUUCGACUAGUGUGCAAAGUACUCCUAGUGCCAGGACCAGUGUUGUAUCAACUUUGAGUCUACGCAAUGUGAUCUCAGAUAGGAGUGAGGAGACUUCACCAGCCAUAACUGUGCAACAAAGUGUUAAUAUGUUUCCAACAGAAUUAAGUCGUGGGGGUUUAGUUGAUAACAUCGAUGCCCAACCACGUCCUGCUAACAUUUCUGCCAAAGCCAUAUGUCCUGAUGAACCUGUUAGGUUAUUAAGAGGCUCACAAUCAGUUGUUGGUACAACAACUCUUCCAAAGCUUCAGGAAGAGAAUCAUUGCGAACCUGAAAAGCAGCAGAGCCCACUGAAGAGAUCUCGUAGCGUAAAGAACAUGAUAAGUGCAUUCGAAACUGGUUUAACUGAGGAUAAGAAGCCUCACAUCAAACCAGCGCCAAUGAAAGUUCAAUCAAACAAAAAUAUAAAAGGUCAUCUUCUGAAAGAGCAGCACUUGAAAGAAUACAAGAAAGUCAGUACAAAAACUCCAGAGUCAAUAUCAAAACGGGUGGUGAAUUCUUUACCUCCAGGGCAGUUGCAACGUGAUACAACAUAUGGUGAAAGCAGUGAGCAAAAUACUUCACUUGGAGCUUUAGGUGGGACUAAGUCAUCACUUGACACAGGUUUAAAAAGUAGAUUUAAACCAUUACAUCAAGAAGUAUUCAUUAAUGAGGGUAAGCUCCUCACAGAUUUCAGUGCAACAUCAUCGGAAGCAGUUAAAAGUACAGAGAGGGUGCUUGAUGAUCAUGGGCAUCAGCCAACUAAGAUGCUCCAUGGAAAAAGAGUUUCAGGUGGCAGUCCAGUUAUAGUGGAGAGUCAUCAGCCAGAAAUCUCUUUCGGAAGUUCUCAAAAGUCCAACAUUCCAGAAGUUGCAGCCCAAAUAUGUACGCCAUUAGCAAACUGUGAAGAUAGGCACAAUUCUUUCCAGGGCUCUGGUGGAUGGAUGUUCCCAGAUGAAGCACUACGAUUUUGUAUAACAACGAAUUGUAAAAAGGUGAUGGAGUUUCUAGGCAGUUGCAAUAUGAUGAAGCCAGAUAUGCAUCAAGAUAGGAAGAGCUUAUCUCCUCCAAAAAAAGCAGAAGACCAGCAGGAUAACCUGGAUAGUGAAUACAGUAAUCAAGUGAACAGGACUGAUAAGAAUCACAGACCAAAAGAAGUACACAAGGUUAAAAAAUCAGAAGAAACAGAAACUUCUGGGGUGGCAGUUGGACAGGCACUAAAAGUUGGAAUAAUGGUUGGAUUUGGAACACUUGUGCUCCUCACUAGACAAGGAAAAAAUAGGUAAGCGCUGAAUGACCACUCUAUAUGUUGCAGAUGAAAUUAUGCUGUGGAUACUCGUUGGUUAAUGCCAUAUUCAGAUGAAAAAUUCUUUGUUAUUA
This is a messenger RNA of Argentina anserina (silverweed cinquefoil), 3023 nucleotides long. RefSeq lists its product as uncharacterized. The transcript has 11 exons. NCBI's taxonomy places the organism in Eukaryota, Viridiplantae, Streptophyta, Magnoliopsida, Rosales, Rosaceae. The record is from RefSeq and is a predicted model, not a curated record. Bases 1238 to 2929 code for a protein of 563 amino acids.